AUGGCUGUCAAGCUUCAGACAUCGGACAGAUAUUACCUACUCCCUGAUGAAACAGACCUAUAUAGAGCAACAAAGUCCAAACGUUUCAUCACAAAAGUGAUGUUUAUGUGCGCUGUCAGUAGGCCACAAUAUUCAGCAGAUGGGCAAGAAUUAUUCGAUGGAAAGAUUGGGAUCUUUCCAUUUACAACAGUCGAGCCAACCAAGAGAAAAUCGAAAAACAGAGCAAAUGGGGUCUUAGAAGUCAAGCCAAUUCAGUCAAUAACCAAAGAGGUUACCAAAGAAUGCAUAAUCAAACAGGAUAAUGCAAGACCUCAUUUCAAGAAAGAUGAUCCAAAUUUUAUAGCUGCUGCCAACAGUGAUGGAUUCAAGAUUGACCUAGUCUGCCAACCAGCCAACUCCUCUGAUCUUAAUGUGAAUGACUUAAGUUUUUUUAGGGCUACACAAUCAUUGCAGGAUGACAAGAUAGCAAUAACAGUUGAAGACUUAGUGCAGAAUGGGUGUUUAACUGAGAUUAUGAAAGCUAAAGGAAGCAAUGACUACAAGAUUUCACACAUAAACAAAUAA
This is a messenger RNA of Salvia miltiorrhiza (redroot sage), 564 nucleotides long. RefSeq lists its product as uncharacterized. Gene Ontology annotation, molecular function: nucleic acid binding. NCBI's taxonomy places the organism in Eukaryota, Viridiplantae, Streptophyta, Magnoliopsida, Lamiales, Lamiaceae. The record is from RefSeq and is a predicted model, not a curated record. The transcript is spliced from 4 exons. The coding region runs from base 1 to 564 and encodes 187 amino acids.